AUGGAAUCAAAAUGUUCUCAAGGGGACAAGCACCUAUCAGAAGAGGAAGCUGGCGAUUCCCGACUGCAUGGAGGUCGUUUGCGAAACAGUGGCCUUCUCGGUGCGCUGUUUCAGUUUCUUCACAGUGUAGGUUUAAAACGGACAGCUGAAUCUUUGGCGCAUGAAUCAGCGGAAAAGCUUGCAAAGAAGCGUGCACGCUGCGAAUGUGAUGCGACUAUUCAUAGAGCCGAAUCAAGCUCUGAAAUUGCAGACAACUCAAGCGACUCGAGCAGUUCGCAUACUGCUGGACUUUCGAUACAGAGAUCAAAGCGCUUGAGCUUUGCAAUAGAAGAGUUAGACGCAAGAUUACUGGAAGAAAGUGGGAUCGACGCUCGGACAUACAAAUGGGCCUCUGAAACAGAUGCGAAAUGGAGCGUGUCUCCUGUAUUGAGUUUGUCAGCCGCAGGUGCGGCCCUAACCGGUCGAAGGCGAAGUGAAAAGGUUUCAGUAAGGGCCCCUGCUCAGUCUAUUCCAGAUUCUGGUGGGCCGGGCGCUGUCUCGGAAGCAGUGGCGAUCUCAAAAAACGAGUCAGCUCCACAAGAGCGUGAGAGGCGCGCGAGAGCAGACUCCGGUGCUGUCGGCUCAGCCGAGUCGCGAUUCUACGCGUCGGCGUUUCCCCGGAAAAAAGGCAGCGUCUUAGAUAAUGAACGACCCCAACCAGAUGUAUUCUCAUCAUCUUCUCUGAAAUUGCUUCCUGAAUCUGUGGUCCUGGUGGAGUCGACCUCUGAGUCGUCGUCGAGCGACGGCGAGCGAGUCACAAGGCGCGCUGGGAGCGUCCAACCGCCACAUCGGGCCUCAGCGAAGCGUGCGCUAGCGUCGACGGCAACAUCGUCGAGCUCAUCGAGCUCAUCGAGCUCACUAGAGGCUGCGGAAGCGCGGAAGGUGCCACCGAGGACGGCAGGUGUUGCGUCCUCCACUUCGGAGUCGACUUCUGAGUCGUCAUCGAGCGACAGCGAGCGAGUCACAAGGCGCGCUGGGAGCGUCCAACCGCCACAUCGGGCCUCAGCGAAGCGUGCGCUAGCGUCGACGGCAACAUCGUCGAGCUCAUCGAGCUCACUAGAGGCUACGGAAGCGCGGAAGGUGCCACCGAGGACGGCAGGUGUUGCGUCCUCCACUUCGGAGUCGACCUCUGAGUCGUCGUCGAGCGACGGCGAGCGAGUCACAAGGCGCGCUGGGAGCGUCCAACCGCCACAUCGGGCCUCAGCGAAGCGUGCGCUAGCGUCGACGGCAACAUCGUCGAGCUCAUCGAGCUCAUCGAGCUCACUAGAGGCUGCGGAAGCGCGGAAGGUGCCGCCGAGGACGGCAGGUGUUGCGUCCUCCACUUCGGAAUCGACUUCUGAGUCGUCAUCGAGCGACGGCGAGCGAGUCACAAGGCGCGCUGGGAGCGUCCAACCGCCACAUCGGGCCUCAGCGAUGCGUGCGCUAGCGUCGACGGCAACAUCGUCGAGCUCAUCGAGCUCAUCGAGCUCACUAGAGGCUACGGAGGCGCGAAAGGUGCCACCGAGGACGGCAGGUGUUGCGUCCUCCACUUCGGAAUCGACUUCUGAGUCGUCAUCGAGCGACGGCGAGCGAGUCACAAGGCGCGCUGGGAGCGUCCAACCGCCACAUCGGGCCUCAGCGAAGCGUGCGCUAGCGUCGACGGCAACAUCGUCGAGCUCAUCGAGCUCAUCGAGCUCACUAGAGGCUACGGAGGCGCGAAAGGUGCCACCGAGGACGGCAGGUGUUGCGUCCUCCACUUCGGAGUCGACUUCUGAGUCGUCAUCGAGCGACGGCGAGCGAGUCACAAGGCGCGCUGGGAGCGUCCAACCGCCACAUCGGGCCUCAGCGAAGCGUGCGCUAGCGUCGACGGCAACAUCGUCGAGCUCAUCGAGCUCAUCGAGCUCACUAGAGGCUACGGAAGCGCGAAAGGUGCCACCGAGGACGGCAGGUGUUGCGUCCUCCACUUCGGAGUCGACUUCUGAGUCGUCAUCGAGCGACGGCGAGCGAGUCACAAGGCGCGCUGGGAGCGUCCAACCGCCACAUCGGGCCUCAGCGAAGCGUGCGCUAGCGUCGACGGCAACAUCGUCGAGCUCAUCGAGCUCAUCGAGCUCACUAGAGGCUACGGAGGCGCGAAAGGUGCCACCGAGGACGGCAGGUGUUGCGUCCUCCACUUCGGAGUCGACUUCUGAGUCGUCGUCGAGCGACGGCGAGCGAGUCACAAGACGCGCUGGGAGCGUCCAACCGCCACAUCGGGCCUCAGCGAAGCGUGCGCUAGCGUCGACGGCAACAUCGUCGAGCUCAUCGAGCUCAUCGAGCUCACUAGAGGCUACGGAAGCGCGGAAGGUGCCACCGAGGACGGCAGGUGUUGCGUCCUCCACUUCGGAAUCGACUUCUGAGUCGUCAUCGAGCGACGGCGAGCGAGUCACAAGGCGCGCUGGGAGCGUCCAACCGCCACAUCGGGCCUCAGCGAAGCGUGCGCUAGCGUCGACGGCAACAUCGUCGAGCUCAUCGAGCUCAUCGAGCUCACUAGAGGCUACGGAGGCGCGAAAGGUGCCACCGAGGACGGCAGGUGUUGCGUCCUCCACUUCGGAGUCGACUUCUGAGUCGUCAUCGAGCGACGGCGAGCGAGUCACAAGGCGCGCUGGGAGCGUCCAACCGCCACAUCGGGCCUCAGCGAAGCGUGCGCUAGCGUCGACGGCAACAUCGUCGAGCUCAUCGAGCUCAUCGAGCUCACUAGAGGCUACGGAGGCGCGAAAGGUGCCACCGAGGACGGCAGGUGUUGCGUCCUCCACUUCGGAGUCGACUUCUGAGUCGUCAUCGAGCAGCGGCUGCAGUAGAUGCUCAGCGCGUAUGAAUAUGAGUGACUUUGGAACCAGCAGCGAGCCGAAUUUACCAGUUCCGCCUGGAAAGAUAUCAGCAAGUCGCACGGCUCCUGGCAGGAUAGAGGAACGAUUCCAGGAUUCCCUUCCCAACACCUCAGACCAUCAGCUGAUAGCAUCUCAUUGUGACAGAAAUGAUAACAUAUCAGUGCAUUCCACUGGAGGCAGCUCAUGCGAGCCAUCUAGGCAUUAUCAUGAAAUCAAUGGAUCUCUCGCGAAUGGUAAUACUGAUGGAAUAAGUCCAUCAUUAGAAUCGCGUGAGAUGAAAAUGCAAAUGAACAGCUACCAUGCUGAAGAUCUUGCUUCCGGGAAAGUGCAGGAACAGAGAACAGGGAAUGCUGCGUCCAGCGGGUCGCAAUAUUUUCAUGGAGAGCUCCAUGGAAGGAAUCCAUUAGGACGACAUGCAACGCAACACAUCCCUGAAGGUGAGGGCAAGGCCCCUCGGAAUCGCGGGGUUCGGACAAACCAUGCUGGAAGUGAAAUCGCGAAUGGCAGAGCUUCUAGGGAUGCGAGCUCUCGGAAAGGGAACGUUGCUCAAUCACAGAACCCUGCCGAAGGCACUGAGCGUACUUCCCAGCGAAAAGUACUAAUAGGCACGGAUUCAGCUCCGGCUGCUGUUACGGAAUCAUGUAUAAGUGACGACGUCCAGUGUGGACCCUCGAAUACGUCGAAACCGCAUAACUCUAGCCUCAUGGUCGGCCAGAACAAAACGAUGAAAUGGGAUUCUUUAGAAGAGCAAUAUCGGUUUCAUGCGCAAGACGGAGGAGACUUGCCAGUCUGUGCAAAUCAGAUCCAAAAUCAUCAGAAAAGAGAUACGGGGAAACCUUUAGACAAACGAACGCGUAGAGAGCACGGAUCUCCUUGUUCAAGCUGGCAUUCCUUAACUGAGAAUUGCCAUACGAAAGCUCAAAAGUCAAACGUUUGCGCAGGUUUCAGGAAACCAGAGAGACUUCACUCUAGCAAAGAUGCGGAUCCUAGAUACAAGCCGCGCGCAGCGAUGGAAGACGGUGGAAAUGGGAUCGCAUUUGAUGGACUGCGCGCUUGCAGUUCAAACGAACAAAUAGGGAGCGCUUUCAGUGCAUCACAAAUUGAUUCCCAUCCAGGAAUGCUAGCGCAAUCUACUGAUAUGGCGCCUCGGGUAACGAAACCCGUGUCUGCGAUGGGGCGCAAAAGUCAGUCAUCCACGCAAACCAUUUUGUCCGACCCCAGAGAUGACUCAGCAGGAAGCAUCAUUGUAGAAGGCUCUGGUGACAAAAGUCAGUGCGACGUGGCUGGUGCCUCUAGCUCCAAGCUGAAUCCUCACCCACAGGCUGCCCCAAAAUCCGACAGAGCGAAGAGAGUCCCCCAGGCUAACACACCUUUCCGGAGGAUUCAAGAGGAACGUUUCUUUUCUUCGGAUGUUACCCUCAUUGAUCCCACCCCGAGAGAUCAGCAUGCCCAGAAAACCUGGGCGGAACUCUCCGCAUACCAAGGAAAAGCGUUUCGCAAAAUGAAAACUAAGAGGAAACGAAGCGGUUCAUUUUGUGGUAAGAUUUCUCUAGAACCACGAUCUAUGAAGUUCGAUGCAUAUACUUGA
Molecule: messenger RNA, 4473 nt
Organism: Cyanidioschyzon merolae strain 10D
Lineage: Eukaryota; Rhodophyta; Bangiophyceae; Cyanidiales; Cyanidiaceae
Product: similar to nucleolar phosphoprotein
Exons: 1
Coding region: 1-4473 (1490 amino acids)
Molecular function (GO): protein binding
Source: RefSeq, a predicted model, not a curated record